AUGUCGGGUUUCUUUGGUGCUGAGAAAAGCAACUCCUCAAACACCUCCUGCUCCCACUCCAGGUUCCACUCCAGCUGUCGAGUGACAUCAGAGGACGUGGAAGUCUGGGGAAGCCCCGAGUGCGAGAGUAAGGUGGUGGAACAAAGCCUUCCCGGCAGAGAUAGGACAAAUGGGGGCAGCUGUCUGAGACCCUGCUGUGUGUGGGACACUGCGGCCGGGACGGGAUCACCACUGUCUGAAGAAUACACGGUUCUCAAAGACAUUUCUGAGCUUUGA
Messenger RNA from Knipowitschia caucasica, 276 nucleotides. NCBI's taxonomy places the organism in Eukaryota, Metazoa, Chordata, Actinopteri, Gobiiformes, Gobiidae. The record is from the annotation of a GenBank genome assembly.